Molecule: messenger RNA, 1988 nt
Organism: Schizosaccharomyces octosporus yFS286
Lineage: Eukaryota; Fungi; Ascomycota; Schizosaccharomycetes; Schizosaccharomycetales; Schizosaccharomycetaceae
Product: DNAJ/TPR domain-containing protein DNAJC7 family protein
Exons: 1
Coding region: 148-1593 (481 amino acids)
Molecular function (GO): protein binding
Source: RefSeq, a predicted model, not a curated record
CAAAUGGCAAAGUUGUGAACUACACAACGAUAUUUGACAAUUUCACCUGCUUUGGCGAAAUCAAACAGGUGGUACUAUUCAGCUAAUUUUUUUUUUUUUUUUAGAGUAUUACACUGACGGUCGUUUGGUUUUAUUUGUAGUAGCACAAUGACGGAAGUGGAAAGCAAGCAUGUUGAACCAUCAGUGAGUGAUAAAGCAACUGCGGAGCAAAUCGCAGAAGAACAAAAGGCAUUGGGAAAUGACUUUUAUCGAAAGAAGAAUUUCAGUGAAGCUAUCAAGGCUUACACCUCUGCUAUUGAGCUUGGAUCAGGUACCGCCAAGGCUGUCUACUAUUCAAAUAGAGCAGCAACUUACAUGCUCAUGGGAGAAUUCGAAUUGGCAUUAAGUGAUGCAAAGCAGUCCGAUCGUUAUAAUAGUAAUGUUCCUAAAACGCAAGCUCGUAUUCGCCAAGCUUUGGAAGGAUUAUCUGUGCUUAAUGAAGCCGAGGUUUAUCUGAAAAACAAGCAAGGCGGUUUAGCACUUAAUGCCUUAGACCGCUUGCAUCGUCGUCUUGACAGUGCCGCUAAGCCCCCUGCUGUAUGGUCAUACUUAAAAGCCCGCGUUUAUAUAUGUCAAAAUGAUUUAAGCCAGGCUCAAAAGAUUGCUUUAGGCUUUCUUCGUGAAAACCCUAGAAACGUAGAGGCUCUAGUUUUACGUGGUCAAGUUCUUUACUACUCAGGAGAAAAUGCAAAGGCAGUUACUCACUUCCAAGAAGCCUUGAAGUUAGAUCCUGAUUGUGCUUCGGCUAAGAUAUUUUUCAAACGCGUUCGUUCACUAGAAAAUACCAAGGCCCAAGGCAAUGAUGCAUUCAAGCAAGGCAAACUUGAUUUAGCUUACGAAUUGUAUUCUAAAGCCCUUGAUAUUGACGCGGACAAUAAGUUUACAAAUGCCAAAUUAUACAUGAACCGUGCCACGGUACUUUUGAAGCUGAAGAAGCCAGAAGAGGCUCUUAAGGACAGUGAUAAUGCUAUUCAAAUUGAUUCUGGUUACGUUAAGGGUCUUAAGACUCGUGCUAAAGCUCACGAGGCUUUGGAACAGUGGGAGGAUGCUGUACGUGAUAUUCAAAGUGCAAUUGACUUAGAUGCAGGUGAUUCCUCUCUGCGCCAAGAGUUACGCCGCCUGCAAUUGGAAUUGAAAAAGUCACAACGUAAAGACCACUAUAAGAUCUUAGGUGUGUCUAAGGAGGCUACAGAUACUGAAAUCAAGAAAGCUUAUCGGAAAAUGGCGCUCGUCUAUCAUCCUGAUAAGAAUGCUGGUGAUGAGAAGGCUGAAGCCAAAUUUAAAGAAGUUGGUGAAGCUUACGGUAUUUUAUCUGAUCCCGAAAGCAGACGUCGUUAUGACUCUGGUGCUGAUUUAGAAGGUGGUAUGGGCGCCGAAAGUGCUGGUAUGGAUCCUUUUGACAUUCUUCGUGCUUAUCAAGGCGGAGGCGGUUUCCCUGGCGGUGGUUUCCACGGUGGUGGAGGUUUCGGCGGUGGAGGCUUCCCUGGCGGCGGCUUCUAUUCUCAAGGAUUUAGCUCUGGAGGCUACCCUGGAUUUAGCAGUUUCCAAUUUUAAGAAGGCUAUUAUCUUGAAAUGCGAUAGAAUCUUAUAUGCAUAAUCUGUUUGAUGAUUCCAUCUUUUUCAUCUUUUUUGAAUUUACUUGAUUUUUUUCAACAGAAUGUUUUACCUUGUCUUGUCUUUUGAUGGAUUAUUGAAUCGAGAAUGCAUUGAUGGCGUUUACGAAAAGCUUCCGGUGUUCACUUCCGGUUUUCAUUCAUACAGAGAUACUUUCAGGCAUUUGUUUUUGCUUUCCUUUAUCGUUUCGCAUAUUCUGCGUUUGUAUAAUUUACAUACAGUUUAGAUACUUGUAUAUAUAAUAAAUGGUUAUUGGAAUAAACAUUCAAAUGCUUGCUUUUUUGUAAUAAUGCACUCUCGUUUGUUGAUUAACGUAUCUCAUAAUACUGAUUUCA